Messenger RNA from Phragmites australis (common reed), 1565 nucleotides. RefSeq lists its product as uncharacterized. The coding region runs from base 500 to 1336 and encodes 278 amino acids. The transcript is spliced from 8 exons. The record is from RefSeq and is a predicted model, not a curated record. Lineage: Eukaryota; Viridiplantae; Streptophyta; Magnoliopsida; Poales; Poaceae.
CUAUUCUUAUUCUUUCCCAUCCUCUGGCUCUAUGAAUUCAACAGAGGCUGCUGGAUAAACAACAGCACUUGGAAUGGCAUCAAGUACUACCAAGUGGACCUAUUCCUCAACUACGCGAAAUUCCAGGAUAUUUAAAACAGAUGCUGUAAUAUUCUUUGAUCCUUCCAAUUGGCGCCAUAUAUUCUCAUGCCACUUUUCUAGGAACCAGCCAUGCAGUUCUGACUUGGCAGCAUAUACAGGACUUCAAGGUUGAACGCUGCACCUUUUUUCUUCUGUGAAAGGAAAGAGGCAUCCUUGCUUUGAUGGAAAGCUAUAGACAAAUUGGCUCUGGGUCAUUCAAAUGCUUCAUGUCAUGCCAUCAAUCUACCAAAGCAACUGCACAUCUGUUGUCUAUGUGGAUAACCUCUGGCUGCUAUAAGUAGAGCACCAGACUUCCAGCUUCAGCACCAUUCAUUGGAAGCCUUCGGACCUUGCAUUUUGGAGCUAUUGGCUAUUGAAGAUGGAGACUAUUGUUAAAGGACCGAAGUACGAGUGCUUGCUGUUUGAUUUGGAUGAUACGUUGUAUCCCUUCAGCACUGGCAUCAAUCUAGCUUGUCGCAAAAAUAUACAAGAUUACAUGCGUCACCAUCUGCAAAUUGAAGAAAGCCAAAUUGCAGAAAUGUGCCUAGAACUGUACAAGGAAUAUGGCACCACAAUGGCUGGUCUUAAGGCAUUAGGCUACGAGUUCGACAAUGAUGAGUUUCAUGCAAAUGUUCAUGGUACAUUGCCGUAUCACAACCUGAGGCCCGACCCUGUUUUGAGGACCCUCCUACUUUCAAUUCCACAAAGAAAAAUAGUAUUCACAAACUCUGACAAAGCUCAUGCGGACGAAGUUCUGCACAGGCUGGGUUUGCAGGGUUGCUUCGAUGGUGUGAUAUGCUUUGAGACACUGAACUCUUGCAACGACCUAUGCGAGUCCCAGAAUUGCAUGCCGUUCUCUGAUGAACCAUCUCCCAACUUGGUUGAUCUGAAUGAAUCAGAUGGGUUCAGACCUAAAUCACCCAUCCUCUGCAAGCCCUCCAUUGAAGCCAUGGAAGCUGCAAUUCGGAUUGCAAAUGUUGAUCCCAAGAAGACGAUCUUUUUUGACGACAGCACUCGAAACAUAGCUUCAGGAAAGGCUGCAGGCUUCCAUACUGUGAUUGUUGGCAGAUCAACAGUUGUUCCAGGGACUGACCUUGCGCUGGAAAGCAUUCACAACAUCAAGGAAGCUUUGCCCGAGAUAUGGGAUGAUCAGGAUUGGUCUGAAUGCGAUGUUGUUCUUGCUUCCAGUGCUGUCGAAACUGCGGUUAUUGCUUGAAUGUGUUAUCCAGUGGAUUAUCCUUCCUGUAAUACUAUGGGAGAAGACUACUUAGUGUGAGUUUGAAUAGUGGAUGCAGAAGUAUAAGUUGAAGAUGCAUCCUAGUCCUAGCUUCAUUGGUAAAGAAGUUGCACUCAUAAUGGAACUGUAUCAGUGUAUCAGUUACAGCAGUGUGAAAUGAAGUUACUGAACAAGCAUCUGCAGUAAUUGUGCAGAUGUUAUUAGCAUA